AUGUGGCUCCCAAUAAUCCUGGGGUUCUUCCUCUCCACCUUAACGAUAGCGACGUCUUCAAAAGUGUCAGUGGUGCCACAUGACGUCUACCCGGGGUUCGAAGUGAUGAAGUUCCAGGCUGCGAAGCGACACUCCUCCAACUACCGACUGCUGGAAACCGGGUUUUCAAAGUACUUCACGGUCCUGGACAACGGAAUGAUGAUGACGACCUCGGACCUCACGCCACUGGUCAACAGGUCGAUCAACCUCUUGGUGCUCGAGGAGCUCGCCAACGGGACCCAGACCCACGAUGUCCAUCUCUUUGUCAUUAACAGAGGAAACAUGUUGAGUUUCACCCACGAGCACUUAGGUCACGGACAAGUCAUGGAGAAUUCUCAGCCUGGGACUCUGGUUGAAGAUUUUCCGAUCCUUCAUGCCGACGGAAACUUUCCGGUUCAUUAUGUCCUCCAGCCGGAGGACAAUGGCGAAAGAGCCUUCGCAUUGAUGGAGGAAACUUCCGCGGAAACGGGGUUUAAUUUGACGGUGAAGAGUCCUGAUCAGGGCGUCAGAGUUGUUACUGCCAAGCCGCUUGAUAGGGAGAUCAAAUCAAGCUAUCAAGUGACGAUAAACGCGUUUGAUGCGACAUUUAUCAGCACUUCAAAAAUCAGCGGGGUCGUGAACGUAAUCGACGAGAACGACAACAGCCCAACAUUCGAGCAGGAAGAGUACAGUUUCGAAAUGAGGCCUAUAAACGUGGACACCCUCGAGAGAGACGGACGACCCAAGUGGAGGAGGUUUGAGACCAUUGGGAGGGUGACGGCCAAGGAUGCCGACGGAGAUAAGGUCGCGUACAAGCUUAUCACGCCGACCAACUUGAUAAUUAUCGUCCCACAAACUGGAGAGCUGGUGCUCGCUGACGAGCCCGACAAUUCUAUAGACCAGGACUCGGAGGUCGAAGUGAUGAUUGAAGCCCACGACAUUCGCUCACCGACUCGGAGCACUUUGAGACCCGCGAGGGCGGUGAUCCGGUUUCUGACCUCCGAGUUUCUGGAGCCAGAGACGCCCAAGGUUCAUCGGAUCCAGAAGCGACGGGUCACCCGUGCAGUUCGGCCCACUAAGAAGGUCGAGUUCUUCGAAUCAGAGGGCGACGUCGAGGGUAAAAUUGUCUUCUCGCUGGAGAAAGAGACCGAGAAGGAGACUUAUAAGAUUAGAGAUGAAAACAAGUGGGUUACGGUCGCGGAAAAUGGAUCCGUUCGAGUCAAGGAGAAGUGGGAUUACGAGGAACUCGGCCCUGAAAAGACUAUUGACUUUUGGGUUACUAUUAAUAAUGCGAAUACGGACAAUCAACGAGUUAUAAUAAACAUCAAAGACGUUAACGAUGAGUCACCUUACUUCAUUAACAAGCCGUUGCCGAUGCAAGCAGUGGUACAGCUCAAUGCUCCUCCGAACACUCACGUCUUCACUUUACAAGCCAGAGACCCCGAUACCGAUCACAAUAUUCAUUAUUUUAUUGUCAGAGAUCGAACUGGUGGUCGAUUCGAGGUCGACGAACGAUCAGGAGUAGUUCGCACUCGAGGUGCAGAUGUUUUUCAAUUGGACAUGGAGUACGUAUUGUACGUGAAAGCUGAAGAUCAGAACGGAAGACUAGAUGAGAAACAUUUUCAGUCGACGCCUGAAGAACGGCUAUCGAUCGUCGGUGGAAAACGUGCCCCCCAAUUUUACCUUCCCACUUAUGAAACCGAAAUUCCGGAGAACCAGAAGAAAGACACAGACAUAAUAUCCGUGAAAGCCAAAUCGUUCGCUGACAGAGAAAUCCGGUACACCUUGAAAGCUCAGAGUCAAGGAGCCGCGGGUACGUUCAAUAUUGGACCGACAUCUGGGAUCGUCAAACUCGCCAAGGAGUUGGACUUUGAAGAUGUCAGGCAGCCUCAUGUUUAUUCGCUAGUUGUAACCGCGACUGAAGACUCGGGCGGAUUCUCAACUUCUGUUGGGUUAACGAUUCGUGUUACUGACGUGAACGAUAAUGCACCUAAAUUCGAGCUGCCGGACUACCAAGCCCACAAUGUAGAUGAAGACAUGCCACUGGGUACAAGUAUUCUCAAAGUAAAAGCCACCGAUGCGGAUUCCGGAGCUAACGCAGAUAUUGAAUAUUUGGUUUCUGACGAUCACUUUAGUGUGGAUUCUAGUGGGAUUAUUGUCAACAACAAGCAGCUUGACGCUGACAAUAAUAAUGCAUAUUAUGAAUUCAGCGUCACGGCAAAGGACAAAGGAAGCCCAUCAAAAACGGGAACAGCAACAGUAAGAAUUUACACAAAAAAUAAAAACGACGAAGAGCCAAAAUUCUCCCAGCAAGUAUACACGCCAAAUGUGGACGAGAACGCCGGGCCUAACACCUUGGUGACGACCGUAGUCGCGUCCGACAAAGACGGAGACAACGUACGCUUUGGUUUUGUUGGUGGUAGCACAUCAUCCGGGCAGUUCGUCAUCGAGGAGAUAACCGGCGUUAUUCGUCUACAAGGUGAUAAAAUAUCCCUUGACCGGGACAAGUACGAGCUGAACGUCACGGCGAUGGAUGACGGGGCCUGCUGCCCAGACGGGAAAAUGAACAUACACACGAGCACCGCGGUUGUCGUCGUAUUUAUCACCGACGUUAACGACAACAAGCCAGUCUUCAAAGACUGCGGGAGUUACUCCCCUAAAGUCGAGGAGGGCGCUCCGAAUGGCAGCCCCGUCAUUAAAGUCCAGGCCACUGACGAAGACAAGGGAGUUAAUGGACAAGUAAAGUAUUCUAUUGUCCAGCAGCCCAAUCAGAAAGGUACUAAAUUCACUGUUGACGAGGAAACUGGUCAAGUUUCGACCAACAAAGUGUUUGAUCGUGAAGGAGACGACGGAAAAUUUGUAUCAGUCACUGUCAAAGCUACUGAUCAGGGCGAACCUUCUUUAGAAGGUGUUUGCUCAUUUACUGUUGAAAUUACCGACGUCAAUGAUAACCCGCCUCUUUUUGAUCGUCAGAAAUACGUGGAAAACGUAAAACAAGACGCAAGUAUAGGAACAAACAUCUUGCGAGUAUCGGCAUCAGACGAAGAUGCCGACAACAACGGUGCAAUAAUAUACUCUCUGAGCUCUCCAAGCAAUAACCAAGACCUGGAGUAUUUCGAGAUCCAGCCCGAGUCGGGUUGGAUCGUCCUGAAGAAGGCUUUAGACCGCGAGACAUACAAGCUGGAGGCGAUGGCACAAGACAAGGGUUAUCCGCCCUUGUCGCGAACCGUGGAGGUUCAGAUUGACGUUGUGGACCGUGCUAAUAAUCCGCCCGUAUGGGACCACGUUGCGUAUGGCCCGAUCUACUGUAAAGAGAACACAGCCGUUGGGGCUAAAGUUGUGUCUGUUAAAGCCAGACAAGAAGAAAAAUUUUUUUGUAUGAAAUUUUUGGAGAGAGACUUGCAUCAAGUAUAG
Molecule: messenger RNA, 3432 nt
Organism: Cotesia congregata
Lineage: Eukaryota; Metazoa; Arthropoda; Insecta; Hymenoptera; Braconidae
Source: the annotation of a GenBank genome assembly